Messenger RNA from Zychaea mexicana, 339 nucleotides. RefSeq names its product peptide methionine sulfoxide reductase MsrA. Gene Ontology annotation, molecular function: peptide-methionine (S)-S-oxide reductase activity. Lineage: Eukaryota; Fungi; Mucoromycota; Mucoromycetes; Mucorales; Lichtheimiaceae. The transcript has 5 exons. The record is from RefSeq and is a predicted model, not a curated record. The coding region runs from base 1 to 339 and encodes 112 amino acids.
AUGAAGUCGAACAAAAACAAGAACUAUGUUUGCACAGGAACCACCAAUCAUGCUGAAGCUCUCGAGAUUGCUUUCGAUCUUUCAAAAAGUUCUUUCGAGACAUUGAUUGAAUUCUUUUACAAACCAUUGCUGAAAUGGUCACACAGUAAAUCCAAGAAGAACGCUAAUAAAAACAAGAAAAUCGUAACCAAAUUAAUUCCUGCUGGCGAACUCUUUGGUGCUGAGCAAUAUCCCCAGCUCUACAUAGAAAAGAAUCCUGGCGGAUAUGUGUGCACUAUCUUCAUUGGUAGUAGCAGCUUCCGAUUAUACAGCUUUUCCGUGUACGAACUACUACUGUAG